Molecule: messenger RNA, 1650 nt
Organism: Protomyces lactucae-debilis
Lineage: Eukaryota; Fungi; Ascomycota; Taphrinomycetes; Taphrinales; Protomycetaceae
Exons: 2
Coding region: 212-1201 (329 amino acids)
Source: RefSeq, a predicted model, not a curated record
UGGUGUAAGUCAUGCGGUAGAUGUGGAUGGUGCCCCUGGCCAUCCGCAGUUUGUUGUUAAGAUAGGAUUUGUAAAUUUGAAGUAUGAAUUGAGAGUACUAGUCCAGCACCGAAGCCAUUUUGGCAGGGUUAGUUAUGCAGCGCGCCCACUGGACACGUACACAAAGCAAUAUAGCAAUAGACGCGACUAUAGAUCCUCAGAGACAGGCAGAAUGGUUGAUCGCACGAGAUGGGAGUCACUAUCAAUGGUCCGACGUCUCCAACGUCUCACAACAGCGCAAACAGAGGGUGAGAUAGGGCUGGAGGCAGAAAUUGCUGAGACUGAAAGCGCCAGAGACGAGCAAACACGAGCUAAACGCUGUGAGGCGCAGAGGAAGCGUCGUGCUGCAGCUUUUGCGGAAGAGUAUGAGCUAGAGGAGCGCGCCAGACAAACCCAGCUUCCGAGUAGCGAUGACAGACGGUUUGAAGGCCACAAGUGUCGGCGAAUACAGGAAGCGGCGCGACAGCGACUGAGGUGGUCGAGUCAGAGCAGUAGGCGCAGCCAGACACCACAAGCUAGGCAGGCGCUGUCGAAUCUCUCUUUCAAUGCUGUGAAUGCAGGGACCGGAUCCUCAGCAUCUUAUGUGACGGCGCCAAACACCCUGCCAUCACAAUCAACCUACACCAGCACUCUCGAUCGGCAAGCCAUGGUCAAUCAGCUUGGGUUUGCAGACAUGCCUUCCUCGGAUCCAUUGCCAGUGCUUGAUGACUCACGGCCCAGUCAAGCGAUGAACGCGAGCAACCUCGACAGGCAGGCCAUGAUGGAGCAACUACGGCGCUCGCAGGCUUCAAUUUUUGCGACAGCGCCAACACAACAGCCGCCGCCAACACCCAUACCUGCACCACCGGCGAAUGAGUUCUUCAAUGGUGAUGACCCAUUCACAGGCGAUCAGCAGCGCCCUUCUGCCACGCCGCAAAGCAGACGCAUUGCUGGACUUUUCGAUGCAGCAGAAGGGCAGAUGUCGCAACUGGGCCAAGAGAUCCCGUCGUCGCCGACAAUAUUCACCGCUAUGCAACCACCGGCAAGCCUAGCUGAGAUCCUUGGCACACAAUUGCCAGGUUGGUGGACAGACUCUUCAUUGUUGACAGCAUCUGUGCCCGCACCCACAAGAGCUACUAUUGCAGUUGAAAACACGCAACAAGCUGGCUACUGGACAGCGUGAACGCAAGAUACAGCUCAGUCACUGGAGCGGCCGCCGGUUGCAGCCGCAUUCAAUCUAUACUCUGAUGAAGCACCCGAACACGCAGCCUUAAACCUCGCAUCCGACUUUCCCGCACCACAUGCUCUAGCAACUCAUCGCGGCUCUUCUACCUUCCGCCAUUCAACGACGCUUAUCACCUCAGCACGUUGCCUAUCGUCCCGCGCCUAGCUUCCUCGCUUCCGGCAACGCUCUGUCACGUUGUCCUUACUCGCUCUCUUACUCGUCGACGACGUCUACCACGUCGUCCCUUGUUCUGUCUCUUCCUUAUCUCGCAGCUCGGACAUCUCCACUGGGCUCAUGCAAUCUCGCUUCCCCUCUUCUUUCAUUGUUCUCCUGCUGAGAGUCGGCUCCCGUGGGCUCCAUCCACAUCAUCGCCAUCCGCUCUCAUGCUGGUACCUGGUAGACAUAAG